Procambarus clarkii (red swamp crayfish) is the source of this 2971-nucleotide messenger RNA. Lineage: Eukaryota; Metazoa; Arthropoda; Malacostraca; Decapoda; Cambaridae. The record is from RefSeq and is a predicted model, not a curated record.
GCCCCGGAGCCGCCCCCCACCACCUCCUCCACACCAAACGCUGCCAAGUUCUGGUCCUGUAUGAGUCUCCGGCCGGAGGCUCUUAGUCGCGAUGCUUUACUACACAAAAGACCAUGGCGGGAGAAGCACAAAGACCCGUGCCCAAGCGUUGCCGCCACGAGAGAUUGUUUGCCACUGUCGCGGAAGGACACGGUCCAAGAGCAGACUACUGAGGUCUGCAGGCCGUGGCCGGCCGUGUCGGCAGCGGCCAGGUCGGCCAGGACAACGAAAAGGAGUAGUGGCCACUCCAGCAGCAGCAGCAGCAGCAGCGCUGCUUCUCUGUGGCAGCAGCUGUGCAGCUCCCCGACUCCGACGCAGCUGUACGUGGUGCUGGCCGCCACGUCCGUGCUGGUGUACGUGACCGGGGUGACGGGGGAGUACGUGCACGACGACCUCAGCGCAGUACUGAAGAAUCCGGACGUGCAGGGCACCAGGCCGCUUUGGCAGCUUUUCUUCAACGACUUUUGGGGCAAGUCCAUGGCUGAUCCUGCCUCACACAAGUCCUACAGACCUCUCACCAUCCUCACCUUCAGGUUAGGUCACUGGGUGUGGGGCAACAACAGCCUGGCUGAUCAUACCAUUAAUGUCUUCCUGCACGGGUGCGUGACGCUCCUGUACGCCCGCACUCUCCUGGCGACGCUGCGUCUGACGCUGGCAGAGACCUUGGCCAGCGGCCUGCUCUUCGCCACCCAUCCUGUACACACUGAAGCAGUGACCGGCCUGGUGGGACGCGCCGACCUCCUGGCUGCCGCCGCCUUCCUCGCCUCCUUCACCGCCUACCACAGGUUCCUCACGUUCUGCUACCUGCCGGCUCACAAUGUGUGGCUCUUACUGUGCCCAGCCUCGCUCUCAUACGACUGGCAGAUGGCCUCCAUCCCUCUGGUGUCGUCGCUCUUGGAUACUAGGAACACGGCCUCUCUGGCUCUCUACACCACCAUCAUCCUCCUGCUACUCUCAGCUCUCAGGUCCAGGAGACGGGAGCGGCUGGUGGUGGUGUGGGCGCUGCUGGUGCUCUGCCUCCCCUUCCUCCCCGCCUCCAACGCCUUCUUCAGAGUGGGCUUCGUGCUGGCCGAGCGCCUCCUCUAUAUUCCCAGUUUGGGCUGGUGUGCCAUCGUAGGCGUGGGGGCGGCGCGGGCGGCCACGGUGGUGCCAGGUCGGGCGUGGAGGCACCUGUUACUGGCACUGCUUCUGACCUUCUCCAUCAGGACGGCACGCAGGAGCCUUGACUGGCGUUCGAGGGACACCUUAUUUACGUCUGGUCUGCGCACUCUCCCGCACAACGCCAAGAUGCACUACAACUACGCCAACCUUCAGAGGGACGUCCACAACCAUGACGCUGCUGUACACCACUACAAGGAGGCCAUCAGGUUAUGGUGGCGGUACCCCAGCGCCCACAACAACCUGGGCACUCUACUGCUUGAGCGGCACCUCGACCAGCAGGCUGAGUGGCACUUCUCCGUGGCCCUCCAGAUCCACCCCCGGCACCCUCACGCCGCCCUCAACCUGGCCACUCUCUGGGGGCGUCAGGGACGCGUCCACCAAGCAGUCUCGCUCCUUGAAUCGAUCUUUAUUCCUGAAGAUGAUGACGAGGAGGAGCACGAGGAAGAGGGCGACCAUGAAGACGAAGAUGACCAGGAGGACGAGGAAGAGGAGGAAGAGGAAGACGAGGAGGAGGAGGAGGAGGAGGAGGGGGCCACAUCAGGGACAGGUCGCCUGCUGGCUGACCUGUACCUACAGGAGGGCAGGUGGAGGGAGGCUGAAGGUGUCUACAUCUCUCUCAUCUCCGCCCGACCCUCCGACCCGACGCUGCUCGCUCACUACGCCGCCUUCCUCCACAAACUGGGACGCCACGAGGCCGCCGCCAGGCAGUACGAGGCCGCCCUCAGUCUCGACCCCACCCACGCCCACGCCCUCGCCAACUACGCCGCCCUCAUGAACACCCGCGACCAUCACAACCACGCCCACCGUCUCUACUCCAGAGCCCUGGCGUGCCAGUGGGACGCAGACACAGCCACCGCCCUCGCCCGUCUGUGUAUACUGAGAGGUCAGCUGGGCGAGGCCCACAGACUGCUGCACCUGGUCACCCACCGUCACCCUCAGCACCUCAGUGCUCGAGUGCACCUGGCACAGGUGAAGCUGCAGCAGAAACAGUAUUCUGCGAGCGAGGCGCUGCUGGGAGGGGUGCUGGAGGAGUCUCCUGGCCACCAGGAGGCGCUCUACCACUUCUCUCUCCUGCUGUCAGCAACCAACCGCUCGGAGGAGGCGCUGGCGGCGGCCACGGCAGCGGCUACAGCGUGCAAGGAGCCCAGAGAACUAUGUGCCCUCCUGCACGCUCACCAGGCCGACCUCCUCCACACCUUCAGCCGCAUGGACGCCGCCGUCCUGAGUUACCAGUUAGCGGUGAGGAUGGAGCCGGCCCUCUCCCGCGCCCACCUCAACCUGGGAGCCAUCUACCACACCCAGGGUCGCUACGGUCUGGCUCUGGAGCACUACAACACCGCCCUCUCGCAGGACCCGACCAACACUCUACUCCUAGAGAAUAUGGAGAAGCUACAUCGCGCCAUGAACGCUAAAUUCCAAGGACGAUGAUAACUACCUUCCGCCUACCACACUGCAAGACUUUCUGAAAUCCUUGACAUCCACGGCUACUUCUUUCGUAAGAUGACCUUCAAGAUGAGCUUGGGGGAUGGUAAACGAAUUCUGGUUCGCCAAGAUAAUACUUCGAAGAUGGGUAGAGUGUCGUUUAGGCGGGAGCUUGUGCUUACAUGAAGGACGUGAUUGGUGUCCGUGAUCCAUACCUGUGUUGCUUAGGGUUGGGGUCCACCAUGCCAGCUACUGCUUAGGGUUGGGGUCCACCCUGCCAGCUGCUGCUUAGGGUUGGGGUCCACCCUGCCAGAUGCUGCUUAGGGUUGGGGUCCACCAUGCCAGCUGC